Molecule: messenger RNA, 1044 nt
Organism: Mercenaria mercenaria
Lineage: Eukaryota; Metazoa; Mollusca; Bivalvia; Venerida; Veneridae
Product: transcription intermediary factor 1-alpha-like
Molecular function (GO): zinc ion binding
Source: RefSeq, a predicted model, not a curated record
AGAUAGAGACGUGCUUAAAUCAUUAUUGAUAUUUCUUCAUUUCAUAUAUCUUAUUUCAAAAAAAUAAAUAAAAAAACGACUGUGUGUAUUUUUGCUAUGGAAGUGCCAGGAAAGACAAUUUCGACUGGUGAAAAUAAUACAUUGUGUAAUAUAUGUGAAGAUGAUGACAAAGUUACACAUGCAGAUGGAUUUUGUGAGGAAUGUGAAGAAUACAUGUGUAGUACAUGUUUUGAUAAACAUAAAAAACGAAAAAUAAGUAGGCAUCACGAAUUCACAGACUUGAACGAAGUACAGUCGUUACAAGAGAAUAAAGGAUCAGAUGACCUAGAGAAGUGUAAACUACAUUGCAAUGAGGUCGUUAAGUUUUAUUGUUCACAUCACGAGAAAAUUGGCUGCGGCGAUUGUAUGAUUUUUGAACAUAAAAGCUGUAGGGUCGAAUACAUUCGUGACAAGGCUAGACAAUUCAAAGACAGUCAGGACUGUAAAGAUUUGAUUAGAAGAGCAGAAAAGUGUCAUCUUGAAGCAGAAGAAAUGUUUACUUCUCUUAAGAGUAACAAGAUUCAAGUUGUUGAUAUCCAUGACAAGUUUACAAGAGAUGUAAACGCGUUUAAAGAAGAAAUGAUUUUGCAUGUUACUAAACUGACAAACGACAUGUUAAAGCAAGGAGAAGAUAUAAAGGCCAUGGAUAUGAAGAGUAUUGACAAGUUAGAAAAAGAAACUGAAGGAGUAAUGAAUGAAACAUCGCGCUUGAGUGAUGUGUUUGUGUCAUAUAGUGACCGACCUCAAAAACUCUUUGUUAGUUCAGUAUUACAAAAACCUAAACUUAAUGGUCUUCGGGAACAACUUGAUAAUAUCAAGGGUAAAAACAAAAUUUCUGUUUACGAAUUUAGUUGUGAUGGUAACCUAGAACGUUCUGUCAAAGAUUGUAAACAACUUGGAAAUAUGCAAACAAUCAAGCAAAGCAACAAAGCUGAUAUAAAAGAAAAAGUAAGACCAAAGGAAAUAGCUCAGCAUGUUCCAGUCCCAGUACUUCCGAAACCCCAG